Balearica regulorum gibbericeps (East African grey crowned-crane) is the source of this 1572-nucleotide messenger RNA. Lineage: Eukaryota; Metazoa; Chordata; Aves; Gruiformes; Gruidae. The record is from RefSeq and is a predicted model, not a curated record.
AGCCCCACGAAGGUAUCUUGCAAAGGGGCUGGCCUGCGGAAGUUUCCAAAGGAGCUUGGCCAAGGAGUUAAGUACCUUGAGCUCUCCAACAACUUCAUCCAAAACCUGUCGAGCAGCCGCAUGCCAGAGUUUGGGCAGCUUGAGUACCUGGACGUGUGCUUCAACCAGCUGGAAGCCGUGUCAGCCACGACCCUGGCUCAGCUGCCCCAGCUGCGCUCUCUCCUCCUGGGAUCGAACCAUCUGGACCGCAAUUACGUCGCUAACGGGCAAGCCUUUCGUCUGCUCAGGAAUAUAGAGGUCCUGGACCUGUCCGCAAAUAACCUGGAGAGCCACAUGGCAGGCUGGUACAUCAGCAACCUCACCAGGCUGAGGACGCUCGAUCUCUCCGGGAAUAGGAUGACCAGGCUGCCGGCAGGGAUCUUCUGGAGCACGCCAUGGCUGCGCGAGCUUGACCUCAGCAACAACUACAUCAUGGAAAUCGAGGAGGGAGCUUUUGAGGCUCUGGAAGAGCUGGAGGUGGUGAACUUGGCUUUGAAUUCCCUCCACUGUAUCUCUGGCUUCAGCCUCACGCAGCUGCGAGUUUUAAAUCUCAGCUACAAUGCCCUGGAGCUCUUCGUCUUGGAGGAGGGAGCGGAGCCCUACCUGCUUCAAGUGCUCGACUUGAGCCAUAACAGACUCCUCUCUUUUCCAGAGCUCCCCAAAGCCCAUUAUCUCACACACUUAAACCUCUCCAACAACCUUAUUGCUUCCCUGCUCCCAGGCUCACACCAUCCAGGGGAGUUUGUACUUCGCUACGAGGAGAUGGCGAGGUUUAACAGGACCUUGCAUCCCACGGCUGGUCUGACGCAUGUAGCUGACCUGGAUCUCAGCAAUAACCGGCUGCAGCUGUUCCCAUUUACCUUCUUCCACAGCCUGGGCUCUCUGCACAGCCUCAGCCUGGCUGUGAACUGUCUCCAGGACAUAGCCCGGGAGUCGCUCGCCGGUGGCAUGGAGCCCGGCGACCGCUCGCCCAUGUCGCCGGAGCGUGCCACCCUCUCUGUGCGCUCGCUGGACCUCCACGGCAAUGCCAUCCAUGUGCUGCCACGCUGGUUUUUCAGUUCUCUGCCUCAGCUGGAAGCGCUUGACCUGGGCUCCAACAGCCUCCAGCCUUGUGAGAGCCAGGGCAGCCAUCAGGGAGGGGGCUCUCGUGUGCCAGCCCCGGGAGACACCUGCACCCCCUUCUACAACGUGCCUCGCUUGAAGCAUCUGAGUCUUUGCAAGAACAACAUUAUCAGGCUGCACCCCUACGCCUUCAACCAGACCUCGCUGCUCUCCCUGGACCUGUCGGGGAACAAGGACUUGUUCGUGCCUAAGGAAGCGCUGGGGGGGCUGGAGUUCACCCUGCAGAAACUCUCUCUGAGGGGCAACCAGAUGGACAACAGCAAGGUGGAGCUCCCCUGCCUGGACACGCUCAAAGUCUUGGACCUCUCCGGCAAUAAUUUGAGCCUUUUGCCCACAGGUCUUUUCUGCUCCUCGCUGGAAAGCCUGGAUGUUAGCAAUAACAACCUGCGGACGUUGGAAAAGCCGGCGCUC